Helicoverpa armigera (cotton bollworm) is the source of this 2317-nucleotide messenger RNA. Its product is annotated as facilitated trehalose transporter Tret1. Gene Ontology annotation, biological process: transmembrane transport. The record is from RefSeq and is a predicted model, not a curated record. The coding region runs from base 101 to 1561 and encodes 486 amino acids. Lineage: Eukaryota; Metazoa; Arthropoda; Insecta; Lepidoptera; Noctuidae. Gene Ontology annotation, molecular function: transmembrane transporter activity. The transcript has 8 exons. Gene Ontology annotation, cellular component: membrane.
AAUAAAGAGUAAUGAGUUAUUUACUUAGUAAAUCCUUACUUCUUUAUAUUGUGUAACUGUUUCUAAAGUCUCAUUUGAUCCGAGUUCUUUGUGAUACAACAUGGAUAGUGACAAAGUGACUGUGAGAGGAUUUUUAGUGCAAGGAGUUGCGACUUUGGCAAUCUCCUACCUCGCAACCCUCACAGGCUUAGUCUUCUCCUGGCCCUCCUACAAUGUGGCGAACUUCAUGUCGAAUGACACAGUGCUCUCCGAGCCCAUGACUUCAGUCCACGUGUCACUGUUGGGCAGUUUGACCAAUGUUGGCGCCAUGUUGGGGACGCCGUUCUGCGGGUAUAUUGUGAAUUGGAUGGGGAGGAAGUAUAGUGCUAUGCUUUUUGGAUUGCCUUUUGUGCUCACCUGGACGAUAAUCUCAGUGACUUCAUCAGUGCCUUUAAUCCUCACAGCCAUGGCUCUAGCAGGCUUCAGCACAGCCGGACAGGCAAUCUCUUCUAUAUACAUAUCAGAGAUCUCUCAAGACUCCAUACGAGGAGCCAUGAUGUCGACCAUAGUAUCUUCAUAUUUCCUCGGAUUGUUGAUAUCAUAUAUCUUCGGAGGGUAUCUGAACUAUGAUGUGGUGGUCUACCUUCAUUUGUCAAUGUCGGUUCUGUAUCUGGUGAUGUUGGCGCUUCUGAAGGAGUCUCCGGUGUUUUUGAUGCAGAGGGGAAGGGAGAAGGAAGCGGCAGAGUCCAUAGCUUUCUACCGGCAAGUGAAGGUGACCUCCAAAGAAGUUGAGGUGGAAAUAGCCAAGAUCAGGCUCCAGUUGGACCCCAGGCUUGAGAAGAUUCUGGAAGGAGAACAUGAUGUGACAAUUACAAAGGAGUUGAUAGACAGCCAACCACCAGCGCCAAAGCUCUCAGAAUGGCAGUUCUUGAAACAAUCCCAAACUUCAAUGAAUGCACUAAUGACGAGUCUAGCGUGCAUGGCGACGAUGAUUCUCAUGGGGAACAUAGCGCUACAAGUGUAUGCUGAGACGCUGUUCAAGGAGGCAGUUCCUCUGAUGGACUCCAACCAGUGCUCCAUAUUCCUGGCGAUAGACUUGCUGGUGGCGAGUGUGCUGUGCUCGUUCGUUAUUGACAAAUUUGGGAGGAAGUUUCUGAUGAUUAGCACAUCAUUCUUCGCAAGCGUCUGCACGAUGGUACUAGGAACUCAGAUCCAAUGGCACUGGGCUCCCCACUGGUUCACGGCCGUCACCAUCUAUGUGUACAGCUUUAUCUUCAACGUGGGGGUCGCUGUGAUUCCUUAUGUCCUCAGUGCUGAGUUGUUCUUGCCUGAAGUCCGAGGGCUCUGCAGCAGCAUAGUCAUGGCUAGCGGAUGGGCCAUGAACUUCGUCACUAUGGUCAUAUUUACCCCAGUCGUCGAAGAAGUAGGAUUUGCACCACUAUUCUAUGCAUUCUCAGUAGUUGGCUUCAUAGGAGCUGGUUACUGCGUCUUCUAUCUACCAGAAACCAAAGGAUUAUCUGUAGAUGCCAUCCAAGCUUUGUUUGUGAAGAAGAGUAAGAGAAAAGCAUUAGAAUUAAGUUAGAAAUUGAUGUUGUUCAUGAUAUUUUAGGUAGCAUUUUUGUUAUAGAUCAUACGCCUUAUCGGUCACAAUUCGUUACGUGUAGUCUGGUGACUUAUUACGCUUAAUCUGGUGACUUUUUCUCAGUCUGGUGACUUACAGUUGGUCUGGUGACUUACGAGUUUGGUCUGGUGACUUUUUCAAUGUCAGUUGGCAGCAUUUAAUGUUUUAAAUGUCUAAGAUAAGGUUUAUCUAAACAGUGAAAUACAUGUUUGUGAAAUAUGUGAUUGUUGCGAAAUAAUUUCGUCAUAUUGUAGUGAGAUGAAAAUCAAAGGAUUUACGAAUAAAUUUUCCUUGAGAUAGUUAUGUUAAACAUAAGGUGCAGUCCAUAAUAGUAUGUAAAAUCUCAUAUAAACGUAGUUAAGCUUUAAUAAGGGAAUGUGAAUGUUCAUCUUAAUAAAUUGAUUUAAAAUGUAUGUCAAUUAAGUCCUUAGAAUGAUUAGAAAAUGAAGCAUAAUAAAUAAGUAAUACAGAGUUUAACUUUAGAUCCCUUUUAUUGGUGGUGGGAUAUCGAUAAAGUGCUAGUCUUUUGUCUUCUAGCUUUAAAACGGAAACGGAAUUUGAAAGUUAGUGUUGUUUAAAAGCCAAGUUCGACUUAAUGAUUGCUGAAUUUUGAAAGAUAAGACCAGUUGGCUAGUUUAAGUGUUGAAUUUGUAAUAGUUCUGUAAUUAUACGAUUUAGAAUUAGGGGAUCUGAAAAAUAUAUUUGAUUUAAAUCCUC